Messenger RNA from Closterium sp. NIES-67, 3649 nucleotides. The record is from the annotation of a GenBank genome assembly. NCBI's taxonomy places the organism in Eukaryota, Viridiplantae, Streptophyta, Zygnematophyceae, Desmidiales, Closteriaceae.
ACUCAAGUUUCCGUGACAUGCCAUGCGAGUACCUCCCUCCUGGUCUUCCCGUUCCCUCUCCACCCAUCUCUGCUUGGUUCCUGCAAAAACCAUUCCUGGGGCAGUAAGGCAUUCCGAGGAUUUAGCGGAGAGAGACUCAGCAGUGCUGACCAGCGCGUUGUCGUGGAGUGGAUUAGGGAAUCAGUCGCGCGGCCCAUGUACUUACUUGCUCUCCCAAGAAUCCUAGUGUCCUGCACGGCCCUUUUAUUGCUAGUUUUUGAAACGCGAGGACCGGACGGUAUCGAAAUCGCCUUCACCCAGCUUAGCCGGCGUACUGAGUAGAACCAGUCGCGUAAAAGGCAGCACGCCAUGGGGAGGACUAUUCCCGAGUCUGCGAAGAGCCCCCUGCGAAUCCCUGCGACUAACCGGUCCCACCUCGCCGACCACUCGUCGCCGUGCGACACUCUUCCUGCGACGUCGCAUGCCGUCGCGGACUCGCAUGUUCGUGAUGGCGACGGUUGCGCCGUCGCCCUCGCAAGCAUGUCGCUUGAAGAGAUCUCUGCGGCGAAGCACGUGCAGGCGCAGAGGCUAAGGGACUUUCGGAUUGCGUACGGAGCACCGAAACCGCUGGCAGAGGCUGUUCAGGUGCCAGCAAUUUUGGCGGGCUUACCGCCGCCACCUGCGGCGCUCCCUGCGGCGUCGCAUGCGGCAGCUCCUUUGACAGGAGCACCGUCGCGCGUCGCUCAUCCGACGUGGCAGUCGCUGCGGUUGUCGCAGCUGUCGCAGCAGUCGCAAGCGGGAGAGCAGCAACAGCAGAAGGAGUUGCGCUUGUGCUUGCGUGCAUCCGGGAUGACUCACGCGCCGCAGCAAGGAGACCGUCUGUACGCCUCAGAAGGGAGGGAGGAGGAGGAGAAGGAGGAGGAGGAGAAGGAGAAGGAGGAGGGGGAUAGUGGAAAGGGUGAGGAGGGAGCUAUCACGCCCGCCUCCUUAUCCUCCCCGCCCCCCUUCCCUUUCUCCCCCCUCUCCCCAUCCCCCCUCCAACAGUGCUCCCUCUCCCCCUCUCCCCCUUUCCCUUCAGCCCUCCCCGGAUCCCGCCUCUCCCCUUCCCCCCUUUCGCCGUCGCCCCUCAACCCAGCCCGCCCCACCCCAGCCGCCCUCUCCCCUUCGCCCCUCUCUCCUGCCCCUCGUCCGUCUCGCUUCAAACCGCCUCUAGCAGGCGCCGUGCCGCCUGCUGCUGCUGCUGCUGCUGCUGCUGCUGCGCCUGCUGCUCUUGCAGUUGCCCCUGCUGCUGCUGUUGCCCCUCUUGGGGCGCAGCAACGGAACGGCAGCACCACCACCCAUCGCGGUGCCUUGUCUGCUGCACUGCAGCCACUGCAGCUGGUGGCGGAAACAGAUGCUGAGCUGGCAACGGUUGCUGACGUGGCAUCACCUGCUGACGUGGCAACGCCGGCUGACCUGGCGACCGCUGCUGACGCACAUAGACCGGAGGCGCCUCGGGAUGCUGGCUGUUCGCAUUCCUGCAAUUCUCACCGUUGCGGGAUGUUUCACUACAGUCACUCUCGAUACAAGCACCUCUGCUACAGUUCCCAUGGAUCCAACCCUGCAUGUGAUCAUAGAGAGGAGCUCUCAGCAUCUUUCCACGGCUCCUUUCUCUCUGAUAAUAGCACACCGCCUAGUAUCACUUCUCUCACCAAGAAUCCCCCUUGUGUUGCCAACUGUAAUCGGGGCUCGUUGAUUUCUGGCCCAAGCGUUCGGAACCGUCAGAUCGGGUUUGCCACCACGCUCGGUUGGGAACCAGAAUCUGUGGCUGAGAUUCGUCCAGAAUCUUCCGUAGCUGAUGUGGCUUCCGCUGGUUCGGCCACGCCAUGUCCUCUCCCAUCUGCUCCCAUUGACCGCCACGUCAGCACCCUCUGCCCCAGCAGCUGCCUCGCGACCUCCACGUCAGCCUCAGCUCCCACGGUCAGCGACCUCUUUUUCCACCGAUGGCUCGCUUCCAGGGGAUGCGCAGCAGGAGCUGCUGCCUCGUCAGCAUGUGCCACGUCGGCAUGCGGUGGGGAGAGGGAGAGGAAUCGGCAGCAGCGGCAGCUGCUGCUGCGGCGAUCGCUGGUGGGGUCGUUUGAGGAAUCCCUACUAUGGCAUGCUGCCAGGAGGGGAGAAGAGGCGGGGAGUGUGAAGUGCAUUCACGGCUUUAAAGCCAUUCUAGCAGUCAUACCACAGCAAGGGGAGUGGACCACUGAUCCGCUCAAGACGUCCUUCUCAGCCUCAUUCCUCCCGUCGUCGCCCUCCCAACUCUACGCUGCUAGCAUUGCCAUCGGGGGAGGGGCGGAAGUGGUAAGGCGGAAUGAGGAUGCUGCUGCUGCUGGUGCUGCUGCUGCUGCUGGUAUUGGUGUUGGCCGGAUUUUUUAUAGCCGCACUGCUGCGACUGAGGGGGAGGAAGGGAGGGCAAGGAGGGACAGCCGCAGUGCUGCUAUUGCGGUUGACAGAGGGGCUGCUAGGCACGGGCUAGAGUGCACAGAGUUGCCACUUGGACGAGGAAGCAGACAGGGAGAGGGCGGAAGGGCAGAGGGGGAUGAAGGGCUAGAAAUGGGGAUGGGUGGGCGGUCGGCUCGUGAGGGGGGCUCCUCCAGCGGUUUGACAUCUACUGUGUUGUCGCCCGCUCGGUUUUCUUCGAAUGGCUGGUCUUCGAAGAGCCAGAGAGUGAGGGUACCCACCAAGGGCCGGAUCCAACUGCUGCUGUCGAAUCCCGAGGGCACGCCCGUGCACACCUUUGCAUGCUCCUACGACCUCUCGGACAUGCCACCAAAUUCCAAGACCUUCAUUCGCCAGAAAACAGUGCUUGCGCCCAAACAGGCUUCCGUAUCUUUCCAGGAACCUUCCCAGACAGCCUCUUUGGAUCGACAGCAGCAGCACGCGGAGAAGCAGGAGCAGGGGAAAGGGCAGGGGCGGGAGCAGCUGGGGCAGGGGGGGGUGCUACCUGGGGCAGUUAGAGCUGUGAUUCACCUGCAGUUUGUUUGCCUGCCCAAGGCACGCAACCCUGCUGCUGCCGGUGCUGCUGGUGCUGCUGCUGGUGCUGCUGCCGGUGCUGGCGGUGCUGCUGCUGCUGGUGCUGUUGGUGGUGCUGCUGGUGCUUUAGAGAGGGGAAGUGAGGGAGAGGCAAGGGGAGUGGGAGAACCGAGGGAUCUAGAGGGAGUGAGUGAAGGAAGGAGUGAAGGGAGGAGUGAAGGAAGGAGUGAAGGAAGGAGUGAAGGAAGGAGGCGCAAGGUGAAGGAGGAGGAUGGAGGGAAGGAGGGUAAGAAAGACAGAGGGGAGGGUCGGAAGGAGCGCAAGACCCGGCUGUUCCUAUUUGGGGAUGUGCGAGUGGUGUUUCCUCUCACACUUCCGAAUUCCGACAGUCUCAAGCCCAUCCUUGAGUACCAGCUCCCCUCCGACCCACGGUUCUUCCCCUGCUGCUGACAACUGUUCCAAGUACCAGUUGAGGCUGAUGUAAGCCCUGGCUCAGAUUAGUCUGUGGCCUGCUCACCCCACUGGCGGAUUGAUGCCUUCUCUGUUUGUUACGCCUGUGUAAAUAGUUACCCUGUCGUUUCGCAUACAGUAACAUUUGGCUGGCUCUACAGUGACAUUUCACAUACAAUCUGGUUGUCCUCUUCAUUCUUUGGCAUGGCACUGCCUC